CUUGCGUCUUCAAAAGCUGGCGCGCGCGUUGGUAAUGCCGGCUGAACGUUGAUACGUUCGGAAAUUUAAAAAGUUUUACGAGAGCACAAGUUACAGCAAAGAUUAAAUAAAUAAAGAUUUUGUCAUGAUACGAGAUAGUUUCGUUAGAAUCUAAGAUUUGAGACAGAUGGCCAGUAAUCUAGUCUAAUAAUUACAAUUAGGUAUAUUUUACUGACCGUUAUUAAUAAACAUAAAAACAAGCGUUUAUGAGUGAUUAUCGGGUUAUAAAAUAUCUAAAGUGAAUAUAAAGAAGACGUUUAAGUGAUUCGUGUUUUGAAACUGAUCAAAAAUGUCAAACGUUCCCUUAGUUCGUAAAGCGAUCGCUGGCGCCGCCCGACACUCGUCGAUCCCUACCAAUGAAAACAACCCUUUAGUGUUGCAGCCUGCGCAGGAGAGCCAAUGGACCCCCGCGGCUUUGGAAAGGGCUGGAUCUACCCUAAAGGCUCUCAAUCGAAUGGCCAAGCGUCCGCCCGUGCAUAUACUGUUUGAAGAUAUUAACUAUACCGUGAGCUCACAAAAAGGGGAUAACACAAUUCUGCACAAUGUAUCAGGAGAGUUUCGAUCGGGUGAGCUGACUUGCAUUCUCGGACCUUCGGGCGCUGGCAAGUCCUCCUUGAUGAACAUACUGGCAGGCUAUGCUUCGAACAACGUAAGCGGACGAGUAACAGUAAACGGGCACGCGCGCGACAUGCACGUGUUCAAGAAACUGUGCUGUUACAUUAUGCAGGACGACAUGCUGCAGCCGCGGCUGACGGUCAUCGAAGCUAUGCGGAUCGCAGCUGAUCUCAAGUUGGGCAAAGAACUUGGUAGAGCUGAAAAGCAUCUUAUCGUAACAGAAAUUUUGCAGACCCUUGGUCUCUGGGACCACCGGGACACGAGAUCCGAGUGCCUGUCCGGGGGACAGUCUAAGCGGCUCUCCGUUGCAUUAGAACUUGUCAGCAACCCACCUAUCAUAUUUUUGGAUGAACCUACCACAGGCCUAGAUGUGGUAUCGAUCCGGCAACUGGUGGUACUGCUGCGUCUGCUCUCACGGCAGGGCAGGACGAUCAUCUGCACCAUACACCAGCCCUCGGCCUCCCUCUUCGCGCUCUUCGAUCGAGUAUACGUCCUGGCUAGAGGCAUGUGCUGUUACCAGGGCGCUGCGCCCCUCCUCGUCCCGUUCCUGGCCGAGGUGGGCUACAUCUGCCCGACCACGCACAACCCGGCGGACUUCGUGAUCGAGACACUCGUCAUCGACGUGGAGGCGCCCGCGCACCUCUCCGAGCUCUGCCAGAACGGGAAGCUCUGUCGCAAACUGGACCGGAUCACUGCGAGAGGAGGCCGGCGACCUGUUUUGCACUCCGAUGAAUCAAUCCAACGGAUAUUCGUGGAGCACGUAGCCAAGGAGCUGGAGCAGAAGAUGGAGUUCCCCACCACCUUCCUGAUGCAGUUCUUCAUCCUCACCAAGAGGAUGUUUGUGCAGAACAAACGGAACGCAACAGGCCUCUGGAUUCAGCUGCUUCACCACGUGGUGUCAGCCAUGCUGGUGGGCUGCAUAUUCUUCCUCGUGGGCAACGACGGCGACUCACCCAUCGUCAACUUCAAGUUCUGCCUCAGCUGCCUUGUGUUCUUCAUGUACACUUACAUUAUGAUACCUGUACUUAUAUUCCCCACUGAAGUGCGCAUGCUCCGGAGAGAGUACUUCAACCGCUGGUACAGCCUUAAAGCGUACUACGCGGCGCUUACAUUCGCCUCCCUGCCUGCCAUGAUGUUAUUUGGCCUUCUAUUCCUCGGCAUCUCAUACCUAAUGUCAGGGCAGCUGCUUGAAUGGAAGAGAUUCUGUCUUUUCUCUCUCAUCGGCAUUCUGACUGGAGUCUGCUCCGAAGGACUCGGACUACUCAUUGGCGCUGCCUUUAGUGCUACGAAUGGUUCUAUAGUAGGUCCAGCCACUGCAGCUCCGCUCCUAGCGCUCUGCUGCUACGGAAUGGGCUUCGGCCCCAACAUAGAACUCAUCAUGAAGGUCCUUAUGGCUGUCUCCUAUCUUCGCUACACUGUCACAGGAUUCACCUUAGCCUUAUACCAGGAAAGAGACCCUAUGGACUGCGACGAUGUAUUCUGUCUUUACGCUGACCCUAAGUUGUUAUUAAGAGACUUGGGCAUGAUUGAUGAUAAUUAUUAUUUCCAAAUACUGGCGCUAUUUGCAUUUACUGUAUUGCAUAGGGUGCUAGCGUACUACGCUCUUAGGUACAGAUUGACCGUCGAGUUUUCUAAUAAGUACGUAGCCUAUGUAAGUAAACUACUUAAACACAAGUAAUCAGAAUAGCUCAAUUUUAAUAAAUAAAUUAUUUAAUUUUAAGCACCUACCAUAAUACUUUGGUGUUGGGAUUCAAAAAAUAUCCAAUGGCAGGUAAUUUACUUCGGUGCUGUUUUAAUAACUUACGUGACAAUACCAAAUAAUAUCAAUGUAUUACCAAUAUACCCUUUUAUCGAGUCAAAGACACCAUAAAUAAUAGUUAAGUUCGAUGCAAAAUGAUUUUAGCUAUCCCGACUAUUUAAUAUUAUCUACAUACCUAACAAGAAAGUUCUAAAAAACCUAAGUCGUACGUAUCCUGUAGGUAACGUGACACGAAUGCAGAUUUCGAAAUUGACUCGAUAUAAUAAAAGUUAGGUACCUACCAGGUACAUUUACUAUAUAGGUUACUUACCUAAUUUUUAGGUUUGUAAUUUUCGGAAAUUCGGAUCCAAUUAUUGUAAACCAUUUGUGAUGUAGUUAAGACUGACGCACCUGAAGUGCCGUGUAAAAUUGUGUGAUAUUCAUGUACCUACUUAAGUAAGGAGAUAGAAAAACACCAAAAAAGCGGUAAGUUGUUAAGUUUAAAAACUAUUUUUAGCCGGGUCUAAAACUACUAAGCCAGGAGUGGCGUCUCGAAACUACGGCCCAUGGGUCAGAUAACUAAUAGGUACUUACCUAAGUACUUUAGAUCCGCCUAAAAUAGGCAGGAAAGCCAAAAUCUAAAGCCUGGCCUUGGCUCUCGGGCCCAAAAAUUUGGAUACCGCUGCUCUAAGAUAUUCCUUCAUACCUAGGUAAAUCAAAUAGAGAUGCCCCGAAUAUUCGGCCCCUAUCCGAAGCGCCGUAUAUUCUGCAUGAAAUGUGAACAUUUUGAACCAAUGAACGGGUUUUGAACAGUCUUCGUAACAUUUAACAACUUAGCAAUCAACCAACCAUACAUACCACCAACAUCAACAAUACCUUUACCUAGUUUUUGGUUAUUAUAAAAUAUAAAUAAUGAAUAAAGUAAUUUUACUUUUUAGGUAGGUGCAACAGAUAUUCGGUAGUCAACAAUAUUCGGCAAAGUGGCUGAAUAAGCCGAAUAAGUAGUUGCCAAAUAUUCGUGGCAUCUCUAAAAUCAAUGGUGAAAAGUUUUGGCAUUUAGUGAACCUAUUUUAUAUUUUUAGAUAAGCAACAAACAAUACAUAAAAGCUAUUGUCGAUAGUGUAAUGUUGUUAUAUUAUAUAGAAAAAUAUUCCCAACUGAUGUGUGUUUAUAAUAAACUACGUAGCUACCUCAA
This is a messenger RNA of Cydia fagiglandana, 3587 nucleotides long. Its product is annotated as ATP-binding cassette subfamily G member 4-like. The record is from RefSeq and is a predicted model, not a curated record. Gene Ontology annotation, molecular function: ABC-type transporter activity; ATP hydrolysis activity; ATP binding. NCBI's taxonomy places the organism in Eukaryota, Metazoa, Arthropoda, Insecta, Lepidoptera, Tortricidae. Gene Ontology annotation, biological process: transmembrane transport. Gene Ontology annotation, cellular component: membrane. The coding region runs from base 329 to 2332 and encodes 667 amino acids. The transcript is spliced from 11 exons.